CAGUCACCUGAUUCUGAUACUGCCAUUUUGCGCGGAGCGUCCGACCGUUAACUAUAGGAAAUUGGAAUUGUUGCUUCAUCAAAGAUGUCAUCAACGAGAUGCUGAAUUUUCACAUUUAGGACCACUGCUGCAACUGUUUGACUGGGAUAAUAUCCAUAUAAUAUUUCGUAUUCUCAAUAGCGCGUGCAUUUAUAUAACACGUAAGGGCGCUGAAGGAAUUUGGAAAAUGAUGCUUGGUAUCAAAUUCCGUGAUGCACCGACUCCGCGCAUGAAAUGAAGCAGGGCGAGAUUUUCCGCGGCUAGACGUCGAGAACGCAACGAUUUUCUUUUUCGUUCGCUGAGAUAGUUCGCUUCGUUCAAACAGCAAUUACAUGGUUAACCGGCAACACCGGAGGCUUGCGAGUAACAUAGUGUCCUUUUUGCGCGUGCUGAACUGGUAGGCCUAUUUAAAUAACGGUCUGUCAUUAUAUUGUCCUCGUUUCAGCGCGCGGUGAUUGCUGUUAUCUGAAUGUCAGAGCAUCCUCGCCCGUGUCCGCUUCGUAUCAGGGUAGCGCUCUCCGCAAGACCGACUAAGCCCACGGAGCGGGCUCCCACACACCCCUGCAGCAAAUAGAUCUGUUUGAAAGACGAUUUAUUGAAAAUCGUAAUAUGUCAGGACAGUCCAUCACGGACCGGAUCGCCGCGGCUCAGCACAGCAUGACCGGAUCUGCCAUCAGCAAAGCCGUGUGCAAGGCCACGACGCACGAAGUCAGCGCGCCCAAGAAGAAGCACCUUGAUUAUCUAAUGCACUGCACCAAUGAGCUGAACGUGAAUAUACCUCACUUGGCUGACACAUUGUUUGAGAGGACAGCAAAUCAAAGCUGGGUGGUGGUCUUUAAAGCUCUCAUUACCACACACCACCUCAUGAUGUACGGCAAUGAGAGGUUUAUCCAGUACCUUGCAUCAAGAAGCACACUCUUUAACUUGAAUAAUUUCAUAGAUAAAGGCGCAUUACAAGGUUACGAUAUGUCCAUCUACAUUAGACGUUACAGCAGGUAUCUGACCGAGAGGGCUCUGUCCUACAGACUCGUCGCAGCUGACUUCACCAAGAUGAAGAGAGGGACGGAUGGAGUAAUGCGCACUAUGAGCAUAGAAAAGCUGAUGAAGACUCUACCUAUCAUUCAGAAUCAGCUGGACGCCCUUCUGGAUUUUGAGGCCAACUCUAAUGAACUGACCAAUGGGGUGAUCAAUUGUGCCUUCACGCUGCUCUUCAAGGACUCUAUCCGCAUCUUUGCUGCUUACAAUGAGGGUGUCAUUAAUCUGCUAGAGAAAUAUUUUAAUAUGAAGAAGAAUCAAUGCAAAGAGGCACUGGAAAUAUACAAGAGGUUUCUUAUCAGGAUGACCAAGCUCUCAGAGUUUCUCAAGGUGGCAGAGCAAGUUGGAAUUGAUCAGGUUGACAUCCCAGAUCUCUCACAGGCUCCCAGCAGUCUCUUAGAAGCUCUGGAACAACAUCUGGCUUCUCUGGAGGGCAAGAAAAUUAAAGAGGCCUCUACUGUUAGCAGGGAGGUGGAGGGUGACAGACUACAGCCUGCAAAGGCUGUUCAGCUCAAAGACAUAGGCAUGCAGACCCCAACAAUAUCUCCCAGCGGGCAGUCUGUGGGCAGUGCCAACAGUAGCUGCACCAGCAGCGGAGCCACCGAGCUUCUGUCCAGUCCACCUGAUCUAACCAUCACAAACGGUGUGCACAACUUCACCAAUGAACAUUUUGAUCUCCAACAUAAUUCCAGCACCCCUGCUCUGACGACUACCCUACCAGCCAGUAACAACAGCUGGGGAGGAGCACUUUUGAAGCCCACCUUCUCCUCGCAGGUCCAAAGUCAAGGCACACAGCUCUACAAUGGAGGAAAAUUACUUACUAAUGACCUGGACUCAUCCUUGGCCAAUCUUGUGGGCAAUUUACAUUUUGGAGGACCCCCAGCCAAAAAGCCAGAAGUUCAGUGGACUCACUUUGAGAAGAAAUCAUCUGGAGGUUCCCACUGGCAGUCUAAAGCCAUGAAUGGCACAGUACCCUGGAGCCACACGCACCUGGCCCCUGCUCCCAUACCGAUGCCACAGAUGAAUGGAAUGAUUUAUACUGGCUAUGCACCAGCUCCAGUUGCAUUUCCGAUGACAACCCCCCAAGUGCCUGUGUAUGGGAUGGUAAGUGUUUCUCAUCCUGGGGGCCAUUACCUGGGUCGGGCUGUUGUCGUUGAGCCUUCAUUACUGCCAUUUCUAUUCCCCACUGAACCCCUGCCACCACCUUGGAGCUGGGAAUGA
Molecule: messenger RNA, 2295 nt
Organism: Sinocyclocheilus grahami
Lineage: Eukaryota; Metazoa; Chordata; Actinopteri; Cypriniformes; Cyprinidae
Product: phosphatidylinositol-binding clathrin assembly protein-like
Exons: 18
Coding region: 649-2295 (548 amino acids)
Biological process (GO): clathrin-dependent endocytosis; clathrin coat assembly; synaptic vesicle budding from presynaptic endocytic zone membrane
Cellular component (GO): synaptic vesicle; extrinsic component of presynaptic endocytic zone membrane; clathrin-coated vesicle
Molecular function (GO): phosphatidylinositol-4,5-bisphosphate binding; SNARE binding; 1-phosphatidylinositol binding
Source: RefSeq, a predicted model, not a curated record